UAAGCGCUAGUAACCAAUUUUUGUGCACAUCGCAACAGGAUCUGCGGCGUGAAGGAGAGAAAAUGCAGAUCUUUGUGAAAACCCUAACUGGGAAGACCAUAACGCUCGAAGUCGAGUCGAGCGACACCAUCGACAAUGUUAAAGCCAAGAUUCAGGACAAAGAAGGUAUUCCGCCGGACCAGCAGCGUCUGAUAUUUGCCGGUAAACAGCUCGAAGAUGGCCGUACUCUAGCUGAUUACAACAUUCAGAAAGAGUCGACGCUUCACCUUGUUCUGAGGCUUCGUGGUGGCAUCAUAGAGCCAUCUCUAAUGGCGUUGGCUCGAAAGUAUAAUCAGGACAAGAUGAUCUGCCGCAAAUGUUAUGCUCGUUUGCAUCCACGUGCCGUCAACUGCAGGAAGAAGAAAUGUGGGCAUAGCAACCAGUUGAGGCCGAAGAAGAAGAUCAAGUAGAGUUAAAAUUGCCAGAAAUAUCUUCCGCACUUGCAUGUGGGAGCAAUUUAAGGCAUACUUGUUUUGAGGGGAUUUUAGUUGUUGCUGUGGACCCAUGAUUUAAUUGGGAAUGCUCUGUAGUUUCAUUGCGAAUUGACACUGAAAUUUGUGAUUUUUGACCAGUGUUCACAACCAUUUUAGCAAUAUUUGUUUUGGAUGGAUUUAAUUCGUUAAUAGUGCCAGCUAAAUGGCCUUUUUGCCAAA
This is a messenger RNA of Diospyros lotus (date-plum), 692 nucleotides long. RefSeq names its product ubiquitin-60S ribosomal protein L40. Gene Ontology annotation, cellular component: nucleus; ribosome; cytoplasm. Gene Ontology annotation, molecular function: structural constituent of ribosome; ubiquitin protein ligase binding; protein tag activity. Lineage: Eukaryota; Viridiplantae; Streptophyta; Magnoliopsida; Ericales; Ebenaceae. The transcript is spliced from 5 exons. Bases 63 to 449 code for a protein of 128 amino acids. The record is from RefSeq and is a predicted model, not a curated record. Gene Ontology annotation, biological process: modification-dependent protein catabolic process; translation; protein ubiquitination.